Exophiala bonariae is the source of this 957-nucleotide messenger RNA. RefSeq lists its product as uncharacterized. The transcript is spliced from 4 exons. Bases 1 to 957 code for a protein of 318 amino acids. The record is from RefSeq and is a predicted model, not a curated record. NCBI's taxonomy places the organism in Eukaryota, Fungi, Ascomycota, Eurotiomycetes, Chaetothyriales, Herpotrichiellaceae.
AUGGCGACUUCACAAUCUCUCCCUCCGCCUCUUCCGGCAGGCGGGUCUCAUGUUAACGUUCAUCUGCUUGAUGGUGGUAGUUUCGUGGCCGAUACGAUACGGCUACAUUCUCAGGUUGAUAAUGAACGAGUCCGGCUAUACAACUGGGCUUUUCUGAUACGUCAUCCCGUAUCUGGGCGAGAUAUACUCUGGGAUCUCGGAAUGUCCGGCGAAAAGAAAGAUUACAGCACGAUAGUGGCAGAAGUGUUUUGGCCUGAUCUUGAAAUGGUCGGCCCACGAAAGACCUUACGGCAACAGAUCAAAGGAUGUCUUUCUCUGGAUCCAGACGAUAUUGAGACAGUUAUUUUCAGCCAUGCGCACUUCGACCAUUGUCGACCCAUAGCGGGUGAAUUCCCCAAUGCGAAGGCUCUUUUUGGUCCUGGUACCUGGGAUUAUUGCGCCCCGGGCCACUUCGCGGAGCCAAGCAGUCAGUGGGAUGGACGAUUCUUCGAUCCCAAGAGAGCGACCGAACAAUCUAGGGAGCUAGCUGGACCGUGGGUGCCCUUCGGGCCAUUUGAUGAAGCAAUGGAUUUCUAUGGAGACGGCAGCUUCUGGAUCAUCAAAGCACCCGGGCAUAUGCCUGGUAAUUUGUGCGCGGCUGCCAGACUUCGAGACGGGCAGUGGAUUGUGCUCGGCAGUGACUGUUGUCACACACGCGAGAUUUAUGAUGGUACGUACGAUUUCGGUGUUUUCAUUCUUCGCGACGGAGCGGAAGCGUCACUUCACACAGACAUUUCCGCAGCAAGGGAGACAAUACGAAGAAUAAAGGUCAUGGAAAGGGAGUAUGGAGCGCACGUUGCUUUCGCGCACGAUGCCACCUGGAUGAUCAAAGGCGACGAUGCAACUUUGAUGUCAUUGUUGAGUGAUACGAUUAAGGAGGCAGCGAGGGAUCGGUUGCCCCUUGGUAGAGUCGCAUGA